AUGGCUACAAACGAAGAAUUUAUAAGAACCCAAAUCUUUGGUACAGUAUUCGAAAUUACUAAUAGGUAUGCUGAUUUAAACCCUGUAGGCAUGGGUGCAUUCGGUUUGGUAUGUUCUGCAACUGAUACAUUAACUGCCCAACCUGUAGCAAUUAAAAAAAUUAUGAAGCCUUUCUCAACUGCGGUUUUAGCAAAAAGGACUUAUAGAGAAUUGAAAUUAUUGAAACAUCUAACCCAUGAAAAUUUAAUUUGUCUACAAGAUAUCUUCUUAUCUCCUUUGGAAGAUAUAUACUUUGUCACUGAAUUACAAGGUACAGACCUACACAGACUGCUACAAACAAGACCUUUGGAAAAACAAUUCGUUCAAUAUUUUUUAUAUCAAAUCUUAAGAGGUUUAAAAUACGUCCAUUCAGCAGGUGUAAUACAUAGAGAUUUGAAACCAAGUAAUAUCUUAAUUAAUGAAAAUUGUGAUUUGAAAAUUUGUGAUUUCGGUUUAGCAAGAAUCCAAGACCCUCAAAUGACAGGUUAUGUCUCAACAAGAUACUAUAGAGCUCCUGAAAUCAUGUUGACUUGGCAAAAAUACGACGUAGAGGUAGAUAUUUGGUCAGCUGGUUGUAUCUUCGCAGAAAUGAUUGAAGGUAAACCUUUAUUCCCUGGUAAGGACCAUGUUCAUCAGUUCUCUAUUAUUACAGAUUUGUUAGGUUCCCCUCCUAGUGAUGUGAUCAACACUAUCUGUUCUGAAAAUACCCUUAAAUUUGUGACAUCUUUGCCUCACAGAGAUCCAGUUCCUUUCUCAGAAAGAUUUAAAGCAGUUGAACCUGAGGCGGUAGACUUAUUAGAGAAAAUGUUGGUAUUUGAUCCAAAGAAAAGAAUUACAGCUGCCGAUGUAUUGGUCCAUCCAUAUUUGUCACCUUAUCAUGAUCCAACUGAUGAACCAGUAGCAGAAGCCAAAUUCGACUGGCAUUUUAAUGACGCUGAUUUACCAGUAGAUACAUGGCGUGUAAUGAUGUAUUCUGAAAUUUUAGAUUUCCAUAAAAUUGGUGGAACUGACGGCCAAAUCGAUACAAGUGCCACUUUUGAUGAUCAAGUUGCCGCAGCAACUGCGGCUGCUGCUCAAGCUCAAGCUCAAGCUGAAGCCCAAAAUCAAAAUCUAACACAGACACAAGCAUCGUUGGAUGCUUUGACUAACGAUCCAAAUUUUACCGCUUUGGAUGAAACUAUAUCAAAUUAUGGAGAUCAAGCUAUACAAUACGCAAAUGAAUUCCAACAACAGCAUUAG
Molecule: messenger RNA, 1278 nt
Organism: Vanderwaltozyma polyspora DSM 70294
Lineage: Eukaryota; Fungi; Ascomycota; Saccharomycetes; Saccharomycetales; Saccharomycetaceae
Gene: HOG1
Product: mitogen-activated protein kinase HOG1
Exons: 1
Coding region: 1-1278 (425 amino acids)
Biological process (GO): stress-activated MAPK cascade; osmosensory signaling pathway; protein phosphorylation
Cellular component (GO): nucleus; cytoplasm
Molecular function (GO): ATP binding; MAP kinase activity
Source: RefSeq, a predicted model, not a curated record